UAGACUACAGGUUUACGAUUUUUUUCAGUUUGUGCUUUUACUUCAGAUAUACGAGUGUAUAGUUAGUCCAAUUUGUCUACAAGAUGUUGAAUAAUCCACUGUAUAUAAAGAGUGAUCGCGAAACAUUGAUUCCUGCUCAUUGUAAUUUUGGAAAAUACAUGUUAGAUUGUCUUCGUAAAUACAGCGAUGAAAUUUCUUUGGUUAAUUCGGAAACAAACAAAAGUAUAACGUACAAGGAAUUCACUCAGUAUGCGGUGGAUUUGUCGUACGGCCUUCAUAAGUUGGGAGUGAGGAGAGGGGACGUGGUGGCGCUGGGAUCAGAGAUUCGCUACGAGUUCCUCCCGACCAUGCUAGCCGUGGUCAUGACUGGAGCCACCUUCACAUCUUUAGCCUAUGACGAAGGCCAAGUGCCCUUGCUGCAGAAAUUGAACCAAAUUAAACCGAAUUAUUUCAUACACACUGAUCUUUUCUGGCAAAGAUAUGGCAAGGUGAUAAAGCCGUUGGACUUUAUAGAAACAUGGAUAAGUUUAGAUGAUAGUGCAGACACAGGCAUUCCUCUAUCCACGUUGAUGGAGACAAGUGUGGACGCAAACUUGUUUGAGCCUAUUGAAGUGGACGGUAAAACGGAUGUGGCAGUUGCACAAUAUACGUCUGGAACUACUGGCACGUCCAAGGUUGUUUUGAGUAAUCAUAUCAAUUGCAUUUUAAUGUCGGAGAAGCCAGGUUUGAUGAAAGAUACAUUUAAAAUAAUGAGCUGUAAUGCGAUUUGGACCAGUAGUUACGAGUGUUUCUUUACUAUUACGUUUUUGUUGUUCGGACGAAUGAUUGUUUAUCACCCGGAGCCCACCUACGAAACUAAUUUGAAUGAUCUCCUAAAAUACCAGGUCAACUUCGCAGUUUAUGAACCUUCCUUUUUGACUUUGCUUUCGAAACAAGAAUAUGUAGAGGCGAAUAAAUGUCUGCUUGUCCUUUUUUCUGCCGGCAGCGCCCUACGCCAAGAAGUUAUAAACAAACUUAAGGAUAGAUAUCCGAAGUUGCAAUUGCUGCAAGGCUACGGAAUGACAGAAGGACAUCCUUUGACUUUUGAAAAACCAGAUUUUGUAGAGAACAGACUUGGAAGUGUUGGGAAACCCUGCCAUUAUACUACAAUAAAGAUAAUCGACCGGUUAUCAAGACGCGUGCUUGGUCCGAAUCAACAAGGUGAAAUAUGGUUCCGCGGCCCAGUGCUUAUGAAGGGAUACUCCCACACCGAUGACAAAAUGCAGGAUACCGAAGGAUUCUUCAACACCGGGGACCUGGGUUACUACGAUGAUGACCACUUCCUCUUCAUUGUCAACAGAGCAAAAGACAGCAUUGUAUACGAUGGCUAUGAGGUGGGAGUAGUGGACCUGGAGAACCUGCUGCUGCGGCACGGGGGCGUGCGCGAGGCGUGCGUGGUGGGCGCGCCGGACGCGGUGUACGGGGACCUGCCCGCCGCCUUCGUGGUGGCCGCGCCCGGCGCCGCGCCCGCCCCGGACCAGCUAAGAGCAUACGUCGACAACCUGGUGGCGCCUCACAUGCGGCUGCGCGGCGGAGUGCGGUUCCUCGAUGCUCUGCCGAAAAACAAACGAGGGAAGAUCCUGCGAGAAUCACUGAAAAACUUGCUGAUUGAUGAGUUGAUGACAGAUGGCAUCAUAGAACAACGCGGACUCGGGUGUACCGAUGGCGUGGCAUCUAAAACAAGAAACAGUCAAUCCGGUUAAAAAAAUAUGUUGAAUGUUUUUUAAUAUUUGAAAUUAUUAUAUUAUGUUAUAAUCUACAUAUAGGUACUUAAUAAAUUAUAUGCAUACAAUGUUCGAAAUGCAUUUCGCAAAACACUGAUCGCCAUAAUAAUUAUGAGCGAAUAAUCAUUUCGCCUUAAGAUUUACAUGGGAUACAACUCAGAGUCGUUGUAGUGUAAAGGUCUCGGCUCUCAUUCGAAAGGCUGUGGGUUCGAAUCCUGCCUUAAAACAAGUGGCUCGCUUGCGAGUCGACUGCGACUCUGACUACCCCUGUAAUACCCAAUAGGUACUCUUUUCGCUUAAUUUCGAAACUUUGAACUUUUAUUCGUACAAUUUAUUUUUGUAUAACCUUAGUGUUUACCAUAAUUAAUUAAAAUAAUAUACUUGCUUGUAAAAACUGUAAUAUUUUAUUCCUACAUAAGUACCGAAAAUGACUAAUAUAUCAAAUGAUCACGGAAACCUUUAGUUCCAGUUUCACCAUACUCUGUUAGAUCAUAACAAGGGAUUACUUGUUGACUUUGACACAUCUGUCAAGAAUUUA
This is a messenger RNA of Plutella xylostella (diamondback moth), 2301 nucleotides long. Its product is annotated as luciferin 4-monooxygenase. The record is from RefSeq and is a predicted model, not a curated record. NCBI's taxonomy places the organism in Eukaryota, Metazoa, Arthropoda, Insecta, Lepidoptera, Plutellidae. Gene Ontology annotation, molecular function: CoA-ligase activity.